Penaeus monodon (black tiger shrimp) is the source of this 440-nucleotide messenger RNA. RefSeq lists its product as uncharacterized. The coding region runs from base 14 to 355 and encodes 113 amino acids. NCBI's taxonomy places the organism in Eukaryota, Metazoa, Arthropoda, Malacostraca, Decapoda, Penaeidae. The transcript has 4 exons. Gene Ontology annotation, molecular function: peptidase inhibitor activity. Gene Ontology annotation, cellular component: extracellular region. The record is from RefSeq and is a predicted model, not a curated record.
GGUCACAUUCAUCAUGACACAUCAAAUGCAACAGAUGCUCGUUUUUUCACUGCUUGGUUUGGCUUUACUUGGAGUGUUCCCACUGGUGGAAGCAUGUGACAUCCCCUGCCCCAACCGCUUUGGCAAGCAGAGAUGCUGCGAUGGUGUUUCUCCCAAUGACUUUCCAACCUGCCCCCCUAUGCCUCGAGUUGAGGUUAACUGCAGUGACAAAACUUUGUUUGAAAAAGAAGUACGAGUUCAGACAUGCAGGAGUGACCGCGACUGCAAAAGCAGUGAGAAGUGCUGCAGGGACAUCUGUGAAACAGGGCACAUCUGUAUGCCUGGCAUCAUUAACCAGAACUUUCUGUUCCGUUAAUCUUUUUUUUUUUAAUUUCAUUCAUAAGUGCUGGAAGAGUUUAUCUGAUUUAAACUGCAAAAGUCAAGUAAAAAUAUCUGGUUAA